GUUCCCUGAGUGAUUUGACCUAAUUAUACGUUUCCGACCGAGAUACUGAGAUACGCAGACGAGUUUCGAUAUUGGCAUUCUGGCACGACAACAAUCUACAGAACGAAGAUGGUAUUUAGUAGGACUUCAGACCGCGGUAAUAAUCCCGCUGCUGGCGCUUCGAUUGCCGCUUCAAUGGAAAACAGCGGUGUUCAUGCGAUGCGCCGCCCUACUACUCGCGGGUUGCAACAAGUGGUCCCUCCUCGGCAAGCUUCUUUGAAUUUCAUGGGACUUUCCAUGUCGAGAUACCGUCAGUCUUCAGCUACGGGUGCCCGUAGUUCCAAUCGAAGACUCAACAGUCAUAACAACCACAACGACUCGCCAGACACCAAUUCUCAGUUUGUCCAUGCAGUGCGGUCGAGGGCUCCGUAUAGGAGGUAUCGAGUGGGAGAGAACAUAUUGAUUACCUGCAAUUCUCACUGGGCUACUUCUUUGGUUAAUCGCCAUGGCUUCCCUCCAGGAGAGGGCACCACGGCAGAGGAGCAGAGCGGCCCUUAUUCCUUCGUCAUGGCCACUGUUCUGACUGUACAUUUCGAUGAGUUUGCCGAGUAUUACACUGUCAAACGAUCUGAUAAUGGAGCCGAGCAGAGAGCCGACACGGCCUUCAUGGAACCCUUCAAGACACAACGAGGGGAACAAGCUGCUCUGCGAGCCGCUACACAAAGCACCAUCAUGUCCCCAGAUGAGGUCGUCCGAGCCUCGGGACCCUUGAACGCAAACAAUAAGAAUCGAAAUGUGUUUAUACGACACCUACAAACAUGUUGCUUGUGCUUAUGCAUGCCACUGCUCUGGCUUUUCGACUGUUUUCUAUAUCUCAUGGGAGAAUACGUCUGUCGAUUUUGUAAUCGAUUCUAUCAGGCCACUAAGCGACAAGCCAAUUUGUGUCUCAACGGAAAACAACCAUGGGUGUGCUCCGUACGAGUCACAUCCAUAAACGUCGUUGUGCUAUGUAGCACUUGGUACAUGUUCAGUGAUCAAGCUCGACUGGCCUUCUUUCCAUCCUCGGCCGAUUAUGCCCUUGCAGUUAUCAAUUUUGUGGUAUGGUGUAUCCUGAUCAUCGAACUACUCUUUGAACUCUUCAUACGACCCGAUGGAUAUCAAGAUCUCAUUAUAUCCGACAAAGCUUACGCUCCGACAACUGUCCGAUACAUCAAUGCCUUUCAUUUGUUGGUGGAAUCAGUAUCUCUCCUUUGCUUCAUUCCUGAAUUCUAUUGCCUCUUCUCGGUGGCCAGCUGUGGCGAGAGGCUCGGUUUUUCUUUCUUCAACGCGGCACUGUUGGGUGUGACGGGACCCUCGAGGGCAGAUUUCUUUUUUGGCAAGGCAUACUUUGCACUCAUUCGAUUCCGUGUGUUUGGGCUAGUUCGACACUGGAAAAAGAUGUGGAUCAACAAUACAUUCAUCAAUAUGAGAUGGAAAGCAGCCCAUGGAUUCUUUUCUGGGUCCUCCUCGAAACAAGUUACCUCGAAUCAGAAAAACAAAAGGGACCAACACAAAAGCAACAAAACAGAGACGUCGGAGGAUGCCAAAAAGAAGGAAUCGGUCUUGACGAAUGCUUCCAAUAUUGGAACAGCUCUAAUGGUGACAAAUUCCUACCGAGUCUUGAUCAUGUUGUGUGCCAUUGUGGGUGUGUUCCCCGUACUUGCGUCCAUCGCUUCAAGUUCGUCAAUCAACAGGAUCACUAAAGAAAUGACCGACCAACUGCAAGCCACCAAUCUGCUAGUGACGGACAACUCGAAUAGCUCGUGCAUGUUCCUGCGAGAUUCCGUCUUGUCUUGGGUCGCGGGGCUUACUCCCAGUGAAGGAAGGCGGCUGGUGUCCACAGACACCAAUGUUUUUCUUUUAUCACUAACGAUUGAACCAAACCACUGUCGUAGAUGGUUGUACCCGCCAGAAGACGACAACAGCAACAACAACGACACGAAUACAACAAUCAGACCGGAGACGACCCCCCCUCGUUUAAAGAACAAUACCCAUGUCCUCAGCGAUGUUUGUGUCUUCAUCAAACGCGAAAACCCCAGCUUGACACAAAAGAUCGAGGACGAAAGUGCGGACAUGGCAGGCAGCAAUGUUGACGAAGAAACAGUAGCUUUCUUGUUGAAGCACUGCAGGACCUGGAAUAAAACAGGAGGGUCGACUUCUGCGGAAGAUAUUUCCAAUAAAGUUGACUUGAGAAUCGGAUCCAUCACUGUCGUCCCAAGCUCGACGGUUUACAAGAACUACACAAUCUACGAAGGGAAUAAUACCUCAUCAGUCGAAAAUACCACCUACAGCGUAACAGCUGUGUUCAAUGAGAGUUACGCAAUCGAGUCGUCUGCCAUGGCGUGCUUUUUGCUGCAAUUCUGCGUCUUGAUAUCUGUUUUAGGAGGGCUGUCAGUGUUGAGACGAGACGCUGAGGUGCUAGUCCUGGGCCCUCUGCGUCGCAUGUUAAAGAUUGUUGCUGGGUAUGCGAAGAAUCCACUUAUUCAACCCAAAAUACAUAGGCGCGGGGUAUCUCGCAACGCCCAGGGCAAGGCAAUGCCCGACCACUCUGAUGCAACCUUGUCAGAUAGCGACGAUUCGAUGGAUGGUACUGAAUUUCUCGGAAACGAUUUAGGAAACUACGAAACAGAGCAGCUGAUCAAUGCAGUUUCAAAGAUUACGGAUUUACUUCGAAAGUGCUGGGGUGUUGCAGGUGCAGAUAUCAUUUCCACCAAUCUUGCUACUCGCGAGGGAGCUCUUACGGAAGUUUUUAACCCGACCGUUCCAGGAAAGAGCGUCUAUGCGUUGUUUGGAUUCGCUGCCAUUAAGGGGUUUGAUCACGCAUUGAAGAAUCUGGGAGGCGAUGUCAUGGUGUUGAUCAAUGAUGUAGCAAAAGUUCUCCAUGAUGAAGUGUAUCGAUGGGGAUUUGGGAACUCUGGCCAGUGCAAUAAGAAUCUCGGUGCAGCCUUCUUGAUGGUUUUUCGAAUUGGAUUGGUGAAAGAAGUCAUUGAAAAGCUUGAGCAGGCGACCGAUGUGAUUUUCUCGACUCACACGAAACACCGCACAACUUCCCAAGCUAAGCAAAAAGCGAGAAUUCGCAAGGCUGUGACAACCAGCACGACGACUCCCAAGAGUGUAGCCAUUGCGAAGGCAACUGCAGCGAAACUCAAGGGGAAAGUGAACAAGAGGAAAGAGGAUGCAUCAGUGAAUGCUAUGAGUGUGUCACUCCAGUCACUUCCUGGCAUUUCAACAUUUACUGACUGUGCUGUGAUUGGAAUGCUGAAGAGCUACGCCAGUAUUCACAGAGACAAGAAGCUUCUUACCUGGAAUGACGAUUUUCGUUUGGGUGCUGGAGUCGGGGCUUUCACCGUUAGUCUUAUCUAUGGUAUGGAUGCCGGUUGGGCUGUCGAGGGAGCCGUUGGUAGCGAAUACAAAAUUGAUGCAACCUAUCUUUCGCCGCAUGUCAAUAUGGCUUCUCGAAUGAUGAGUGCCUGCAAGCAGUAUGGUGUGAGCAUUCUGCUGAGUCAAGCAGUGCAAGAGCUUAUGUCUGACGCCGCAAGAUCAAAACUGAGGCAUCUGGAUACGGUCACGGUGAAGGGAAGCAGUGUGAAGCAAAGAAUCUACACAUACGAUGCCCGGAACCGAGGCGUGGAUUUUUUCUUGUUCAGCCGAACUGAUGACCAGGCUGAUUUCGAGGCAGAUCGGUACUCACCGAAUAUGUGGAACGUGGAUCAGGAUCUGAAGGCCAUGAGACAACACCUUGAAGACGACUUUCUGGACGAAUUCAAGGCCGGACGUAAGGCAUACCUGCAAGGUGACUGGCCUCUGGCGGUGGAAAAAUUGAACAUAGCAAACGAGAUCAUGUUGGAAACUGCUGUCGAGGCAGGGUACCUUGUGGACCCCUCCACGGAUGCUGUCCCCCACGAAGAGGAACUCGCCGAGCACGGAGAUGGCCCAACCCUAUUCUUGCUCAACUACAUCAAGUCAAAGGGCGGAGUUGCACCAGACGACUGGGAAGGUUGGCACCCACUCACUAGCAAGUAG
Messenger RNA from Seminavis robusta, 4041 nucleotides. Lineage: Eukaryota; Bacillariophyta; Bacillariophyceae; Naviculales; Naviculaceae. The record is from the annotation of a GenBank genome assembly.